Molecule: messenger RNA, 1683 nt
Organism: Glossina fuscipes
Lineage: Eukaryota; Metazoa; Arthropoda; Insecta; Diptera; Glossinidae
Product: kinectin-like
Exons: 5
Coding region: 1-1683 (560 amino acids)
Source: RefSeq, a predicted model, not a curated record
AUGGUAGAAAAUGAUGACGAAACUAAGGAGUUACUUAAAAAAAUAGAGAGUGCAUAUCGCGAGAAGAUGGAAUUGGAAAGACAAGUAAAAGAAGAGGAAAAGGAGCUGGAAUUGCUCCAACAACAUUCCUUCACCGUUGACUAUAUGAUUGAGAACUUUGGAAGCCUUAUGACAUUAAUGCAUUCCGAAAACCAAGACACGACGCCAUUUAUUCGCCUCAAAAGAAAUUUACAAAGAAUAGAUUUUUCAAAAAUGUUACAGGGCGAUAUACUAACUACAGUUGAGCAAAGUUACCGUGAAGAAUGGGAUAAAUUGCAAAAGGAAUUUGCAGAAGAAUUGUCUUGGCAGGAAAAAAUGAAGAACCGUAGUAUAGUUCAAGAAUAUUACCAAAGAACUUCGGCUUUAAAUAAAGCUAAACAAUCAUUCGAAGACAUAAAAAUAAGUUUGCAGAAGCGCUUGCAAGAAGCUCAAGCCCUGACUAAUGCUGCUCGGGACGAAAGGAACAUGCUAAUCGUUUCAAUAAUUGAAGGUUCUAAGGAAUUAAGAAAUGUUCAGGAAGAGCACCAUCAAUUGGUUACAUUUAAGGAGAAGAUUCAGCAAUUGAAAGAUCGGAAGUUGGAAUUGCAAAUAGAGUUAAGCAAGUUACCGACACCCUUACCAACUAUGGAUUUACAAACAAGCUCCACACCUUUCCAAGCUCAAUUUCAAAUGGCUGCAUUUCCUUUUUUAACAAAUAUCAUGCAAAACGUUAAUUCAUCUCUUAAUAACAAAAUUCCUUCGCUGACUACUGUCCCCAUUUCGGAAGCAUUCGGAACAGUCAGUGCUCCAACUGUGAAUUCUGUAUAUUCUCCAAAAAAAAAUGAUGGACAUGUACAUUUUAAAAAGCCCACGACUAAUACAAAUCUUGCGGUUGACUCAAAUCGCGUGGAUUCAAAUUUCAAAUCGAAUAUAGAGUCCAAAAAACUAAUUACUGGUAACAGAGUUACGGAUGACUUGAACAGCGUGUGUACGACUUUUGAAUGCAAUGUCGGAUGUGAAAACCCCAUCAACAGUGAGAAUACAAUCUCUGAGUUGAGUAUCGGUAUUGAAAAGAUCGUGGUGGAUGAGAAAAUUGAAAACAAGACGUACUCUAUUUCUGAAUUGAGUGCUGAAGAUCGACGACAACAAUCUCACAUUCCUGAAGAGGUAAUACUACAAGAAACGGAGGAGGAAAAACCUGAUGAAGCGGCUGAAAAUGUAAUUAACUUAAAAAAUCCAGAAAAGAUUUCAAAGCCAAAAAUUGAGAUAUUAGAAAAUGUGGUUCUUAAAUUACCUAAGCUUGUUAAUGUCGCCGAAAAGAAGGAGCCUGACGACGAAAAAAUCAUUGGCGACGUUAAGGAUCAAGAAACUACAAAAGAAUCAGAAUUGUUUUCUUUAUCUUCUUCUUCUAAGCAACUUGCAGCCAGUUUUACACCUUCUAAAGAUUUCAGUGCAUAUUUCAAAACGAGUGCCUUUUUAUCGGACGACAUUUCGAGGAAUAAUGACAAGGUGCCGGUGGAGAAAAAGAAAAGUGAAGAUGUUCCACUUACGGAAAAAAUGGUCGUCAACUCAGAGAUAGGGGAUUUCGGCUUUGCUUCGAAAAGUUUCAUGUCUAAUGCCAGUGAUAAAAAUAAUGACCAAGAUGAUAAAAGCGACUUUCUAUAA